CAGCCGAUCGCCGCCUUCCGAAUCCGACCCCGGUCCCCGUUCCACGCCGCCGCCGCCGCGGGAAGCGCCGGCCAUGGGCUGCUCCUCCUCCGUGCCAGCUGCUGGAAGUACCGGAGCGCUGAGGAACAUCGACGGCAGCUCUUCUGCUACUGACUCAAACGAGUUGCGUGCAAAGCUGGUAUUGCUCGGGGACUCAGGUGUUGGAAAAAGCUGCAUCGUCCUUCGAUUUGUUCGUGGCCAGUUCGAUCCGACUUCCAAGGUAACUGUUGGUGCAUCGUUUUUAUCGCAAACAUUGGCAUUGGAGGAUUCGACAAUAGUGAAGUUUGAAAUCUGGGAUACCGCUGGACAAGAGAGGUAUGCUGCCUUGGCACCUCUUUAUUACAGGGGAGCUGCUGCUGCUAUUAUUGCCUAUGAUAUAACUAAUCCAGAAUCAUUUAAGAAAGCACAAUAUUGGGUGAAGGAACUUCAAAAACAUGGUAAUUCUGGUAUUAUCAUGGUUCUGGUUGGUAACAAAGCUGAUCUACAUGAAAGUCGAAGUGUAGCUUCUCAGGAUGCGCAAGAGUAUGCGGAGAAGAAUAGCAUGCUUUUCAUGGAGACGUCAGCAAAAACAGCUGAUAAUAUAAAUCAAGUAUUCGAGGAAAUUGCAAAGAGGUUACCCAAGCCAACAACGUCGUGAUGAACAGCGCUGGUGUAUACUGCAGAGUGUGCGAGCGAGUGACACACACAGAAGUCUGCGCCCAUGUAAAGUUUGAUGCGAAUCCAUACGAGAGUCUGGGCAUUGCUUGAAAACAGAGGAUAAUGUAAAGCUUUCGUGUCAACUGUAUUAUAAACCGACCGUGUUAACUGCAGAAAGAAUCUUUUGUUUAGUUUUUUCGGAGACGAAUCAUACAUAGCCUAAAGGCGAAGUUGCUGGCCAUGCUAUCCGCAGGCAGCGUGACGCGUCCAUGGCCUGUACUGUUUACGCUUGAACGAGUGAUUUCAUC
Lolium rigidum is the source of this 983-nucleotide messenger RNA. Its product is annotated as ras-related protein RABF1-like. Bases 74 to 676 code for a protein of 200 amino acids. The transcript has 8 exons. Lineage: Eukaryota; Viridiplantae; Streptophyta; Magnoliopsida; Poales; Poaceae. Gene Ontology annotation, molecular function: GTP binding; GTPase activity. The record is from RefSeq and is a predicted model, not a curated record.